AUGAAAUUAUCACUAACAUUAUUUACACUUCUAAUAUCUAUAUAUUGUGCUGUACAUAGAGAAUAUUAUGAUAUUCUUGGAGUAUCUCCUAAUGCUUCUGUUUAAGACAUAAAAAAGGCCUAUCGUAAAUUAUCAUAACAAUACCAUCCUGAUAGAAAUUAAGGUGAUCCAGAUGCAAAUGAAAAAUUCUCGAAAAUCAACGUGGGUUUAUGAAAUAAUUAAAUUUUAGCAUAUGAGGUACUCUCUGAUCCAGAAUAAAGAAAAAAAUAUGAUAAAGGUGGAGUUGAUGGUCUAAAUAGUUAAGGAAUGUAACAUCAUGAUCCAUUUGAUAUAUUUGGAUCAUUUUUUGGAAGAGAAUAAUAGGGAGAACGUAAAGGACCUGAAUUGAAAGUUAAAGUGAGAGUCACUUUAGAAGACAUUUAUAAUGGCAAAGAGAUACCUAUAUAUUUAACUAAAUAAAUAUUAUGUCCUCAUUGUAGAGGAUCUGGAGCUGAUGAUCCUGAUCUUGUAGAAACUUGUCCUACUUGUAAAGGUGUUGGAAGUGUUUAAAAAAGAUAAUAAGUUGGUUUUGGAUGUAUUGUUCUAUUUAUUGAUAAUUUAGUUUUUUAAACAUUUUAGGCCACGUGUGAAAGAUGCUUUGGUACAGGCAAGAUUAUUAAAAAGAAAUGUCAUCUUUGUAAAGGAGAUAGAGUAAUUUAAUAUUAUUCAUCCCUAGAUUAUUCCUGGAGCUGAUAAUAUUAGUUUAUAUAUAGAAAAGGGAAUUCAGGAUAAAUAAACUAUUGUAAUCAUUAAUUAAUAUUAUAGAAAUAUGAAAAUAUGGCUGAUGAACGUAAUGAUUCAGGUACUUCUGAUUUAGUAUUUUAAAUUGAAUAAAUCCCUCAUGCAUUCUUUUAAAGAUAGGGAAAUCAUUUAUAUUGCAAAGUCGAAAUCUCAUUAAAAGAAGCUCUUCUUGGGUUCAAAAAGAAAAUCAAACAUCUUGAUAAUCAUUUUGUGAAAAUUGACAAAGAGGGAAUUACAAAACCUGGAGAGGUAUAGAUUAUUAAAGGUGAAGGAAUGCCACAACAUGAGUUUUCAUCACAACAUGGAGAUUUAUAUGUAGAAUAUAAAGUUGUUAUUCCUAAUUUUAAUGGAGAAUAACUUAGAUGUAAAUAUAUUAUAUUAACUAAUAGAAUGGUAAUAAUUCUUUUCAUGA
Molecule: messenger RNA, 1192 nt
Organism: Paramecium sonneborni
Lineage: Eukaryota; Ciliophora; Oligohymenophorea; Peniculida; Parameciidae
Source: the annotation of a GenBank genome assembly